This is a messenger RNA of Didymodactylos carnosus, 903 nucleotides long. NCBI's taxonomy places the organism in Eukaryota, Metazoa, Rotifera, Eurotatoria, Philodinida, Philodinidae. The record is from the annotation of a GenBank genome assembly.
AUGACUUCUCAAGAUCGAGAUCCAGAUGAAUUAUUUGAAAUUCGUACAAAUUUUUAUAUUGGUAAUUAUCAGCAAUGUGUAAACGAAGCCCAAAAAAUUAAGGUCCCUCAACAAUUACAAAUCGAAAAAGAUUUACUUAUGUACCGAUCGUACGUAGCACAAAAGAAAUAUGGUGUGGUUUUAGAUGAAAUUAAUCAACAAACAUCACAAGAAGAACUAUUAGCCGUACGAUUAUUAGCUGAAUAUUUGUCGAACGAACCCAAAAGAGAAGCUAUUCUCCGUGAACUUGAUAACAAAAUGGGUGGUAAUGUGAAAAAUUCGUUUUGUUUAUUGAUGGCUGGUUACAUAUAUUAUUUACAAGAAAAUUACGAAAGCACAUUGAAAGUUAUUCACAAUGCUGACUCAUUAGAAUGUUGUGCACUGACUGUUCAAACAUUAUUAAAAUUAGAUCGAUUAGAUUUGGCCAAAAAAGAACUGAAACGUAUGACAGAAUUAGAUGAAGAUUCUGUUAUCACACAACUAGCAACAGCUUGGAUUAAUAUUGCAACAGGUGGUGAAAAAUUGCAAGAUGCAUUUUAUAUUUAUCAAGAAUUAUCUGAUAAACAUACGGCAACUCCGUUGUUGUUGAAUGGACAAGCUGUAUGUUAUAUUGGACAAGGAAAAUACGACGAAGCACAAAGUGUUUUACAAGAAGCACUCGAUCGGGACAGUAAUAAUCCAGAUACGCUAAUUAAUCUCAUAGUUCUUUCACAAAACACUGGAAAAGCAAUUGAAGUAUCAAAUCGUUAUCUAUCACAAACGAAAGAUUCUCAUGCCAAUCAUCCAUACGUCAGAGAUCUGACACAAAAAACUUCAGAACUUGAUCGUCUUGCACGUGGAUAUCAACCGUCUGUUGCGUCUUAG